UUGAAAUACUUAUCUCAUUCUUGGAAAAGAAAAUGACUCAAUUGGAAUGACUAAAAUGGACUGGAUAGUAGCAAACAGGAUGUAUAAAUUUGACCGGACAAGCGGUUUCGGAAGAUAGGGGAAGGGGAUGAAGACCGAAAGGCAGCAGAAGCAUACAGAAUAAAAACCACCCCUUCUCCUCUGGUAAUGGAACCCGAACUCUUAUCCGGAUACGGACUCGGAUCCGGGGGCAUGGGAAUCCCCACUACCUCCAACAGCACCAUCGUUGCCACCACUUCAUCUCCACCACCUUAUGGUGAAAAUGAUGGUCAGCGUCCCGACUAUCAUGAGGAUCCUCAUCAUCCAUCCGAUCAAGUUCCCCCCUUCACAGCUGCUCUCAGCGAUGAUCUUCGCCUCAAUAUUAUCAAGCAGGUGGAAUAUUACUUCAGUGAUGCAAAUUUGCUCACUGAUAAGUUCCUUUUGAAAUAUGUAACCAACAAUGAAGAAGGGUUUGUUCCUCUCAACGUUAUUGCUUCAUUCAAAAGAAUGAAGAAGCUGACGAAAGAAAUACCACUGAUUGUGACUGCACUCAAGGAAUCCUCUCUUCUGGUUGUCAGUUCUGAUGAGAAAGCAGUGAAGAGACUGAAUCCUCUCCCAUACACUGGGGUUAGGGACCCCCAGCUAUGCACUGUAUUGGUGGAGAACUUACCAGCGGAUCACUCAGUGGAAGAUCUUAAGCAACUAUUUAGUCUGGCUGGACAUAUCCAGCAUAUCAGUAUUCGCGAACCGCAGGUUGAAAUAAGUUCAAAAAAGUGUUCAGUUGCAGAAAAGCUGCUUAGCGGCAAGCUGCAUGCACUGGUGGAAUUUGAUACCAAAGAAGCUGCUGUAAAAGCUGUGGCCACUUUGAAUGAUGAACAAGAUUGGAGAUUUGGCUUGCGGGUGAAACUUCUCAUGAAAGAGGGAAAGCGGCCACAGAAAAAAAAAGUAUGGAGGGAAUCAGGCACUGAUAGGCAUACUUGUGGUGAAGCAUCAUCUGAUCAAGCUGUGGAUGAGGAGAGCUGUCAUCCUAGCAAACAGCAUGCUGAUUCACAUGAUGAAAAGGAUGGGGGCCAUUUACCAAAGGAGACAAUUGGUGAGCAUGUACCAAAAGAGAAAGAUGGACAUGCAGGCCGGAGCAGAGGACGUGGAAGGAGGCAGAAAUGUGGAGCAAACGUACAAGUCCAAGGAAUGCGUCCUUCUCCUGCUCAUGGUACUGAAACCUCAAAACCACCACCUGGUCCAAGAAUGCCCGAUGGGACAAGAGGAUUCACAAUGGGGCGAGGCAAAGCUUCAAUUUCUCUGUAAUCCAGCUUUCUAUGGUUUUUGUUCAGUUUGUUGCUGCCAAAAUUGGGUUGAUAUUUUUUCCCAGCGCGUUGUAGUAGUAUUUUUUUAGUCGGUGAUAUUGCCUGGUCCCUGUGUUUAUUGGAGUUUUUUUUCUCGUUUGUUUGUUUUGUAAUUCUAUCUGCUACUACUGGAAAUGCCGCUUGAUGAAGAGUGGGGUGUUUGAGGUUUAUCCUAGCGUUUAGAUUAGCGCUUGCAAUGUUGCAAUAAUUGGUCUCCUCAAUGUGGGGAUUACAACUUUAACUUGUAAGGAGGUAUGGACAAGGAUGUGAGUAUAAUGGGUCAGAGAGAUAGGAAUGCUAUGGAUACUCCCUUCACAAUAGUGUCCAAGAGGCUCUUCGUUUAAUAUUUUACAUGGUUUAAAAUUAUUUAGAGCUUUUUAUCAAAACCAGUGCGAGUGUGUCAGUGUGUGACCAGAGGGAGUUAGGGAGUGGAGGUUCGUUGUUUUUAGUAUUGGGUCCAGUAAUUUACAGAGUUCUGUAACUUCUGUUGGUCAGUGUCACACUAAGAUUUGGUCAUGCAAGUUUUAGAAGUCACGCUUGGAGGAACUGAUUGUGUUUGUCAUAUUCCAAAAGUUUGUGUUGGAAAUCGGAUGAAGUAAUACAUGCAUAAGAAACUUACAAUCCUCUUUGCC
Molecule: messenger RNA, 1993 nt
Organism: Cuscuta epithymum
Lineage: Eukaryota; Viridiplantae; Streptophyta; Magnoliopsida; Solanales; Convolvulaceae
Source: the annotation of a GenBank genome assembly